Messenger RNA from Xenia sp. Carnegie-2017, 3029 nucleotides. RefSeq lists its product as uncharacterized. The transcript has 4 exons. NCBI's taxonomy places the organism in Eukaryota, Metazoa, Cnidaria, Anthozoa, Malacalcyonacea, Xeniidae. Bases 1019 to 1855 code for a protein of 278 amino acids. The record is from RefSeq and is a predicted model, not a curated record.
CAUUAAUUAUCGUAAUCAUUAAUCAUCAGAAUCAUGACGUCAAAAUGUAGAACACAGUCAUGUUGACGUCAUAAUAGUUCUCAGUUCAAUCAUCACCAUUGCUGUAUUUUGUGUACGGGGCGUGUUGUAUUUUAAAAACGCUUUUAACAUUUCCAUUACUUAAUAUCUACUGAUAUCUUAAAUUGGCAUUAGAUUACACAGCGACUGGUCGACACACGUAUCACGUAAUUCUAUAACGUUUUUUGCGUUGCCAUGACAAUAAUGGUAGGCAACGUAGGAUGAAUAAUGAAGGUCAGGAAUAAAACAACUCAGAUCUUUUACAUAAGAAAAAUUUCAAAUAUUAAAGAAUGUAGCGGGUGGGCCACAUUAGGUUAGAAAAAUUCAAAACAUGUUCAACAAAGGCUUUUUGAACUCUUAACUUCCAUAAUUAACGCAGCUCUUAGUUUGAAAGUUAAAAAGACCUUGUAGACAAAUAUUACAUACUUAUAAGUGUAUACAGCCAUGAAGACAAAUAAACCUUUCACCUGCUUUGCUGCUGUUUAUUCCAAAAAAAUUUUUAAAAUGUCUAUCAAAUUCAACAACGAACUUUCUUACCAACAACCGAAGCACGAACGCAAUAGGACACCAUCCAGUGUUUAUGGUGUAGGAUUAUCCUUAUCAAGUUUCAAGUUUAAUUCGUCGAAUUUAACAAACGCUUUAAUUUUUCCCCCAGCAUAAAAUAUUUACAACGCACUCGACAUCCAAGUUUUAACUGCAAAUAUUUAACCUUGCCGUAGAAAAUAAAUGCAUCAACGUAGAUGGGUUCAAACAUGUCCCUUCUGCACAAACGAUACGAGUGUCAUAUGAAACGAUCAUACGAUAUUUCGUGUGAUCAUUUCUUUACAACGUAAAAAACGUCUCUUUACAUUAAACCGACCAUUGUUGAAUCAACACAAAAAUUUCUUUUCCAAAGGCUUGAGGAGCACGAAGUGCCUCUUAGCUAUCACUGAGCUUCCAUAGUAUAUUCUUUUUAUGACUAAUGGCUGGGUCUUUUAAAUUUCCCAAGGAUUAUCAGCGAAGGUUCCUUUAUAGAAUGAGUUUGGAUCGUUGGAGCAGCAUGCAAGAAUUGCAACAUCAGGAAGGCGACUUUCAAGAUUCGCCAGCUCCGCAUACAGUGAAAGACCAGGAAUGGCUCAUUCAAGAUUUAAAGAAAGAGAAUUUCGAUUUAAAGUUGCGGCUUUUCAUGGAACAAAAGGAACGCGAGAAACUUCUCAAUGGAAACAGCCGAGAGACAGACGACUUGGAAGCGGACCUCACCGAAGCCUUAGACGAACUCGAACACGCCAUGGACAAAGAAAACCAACUCACUCAUGAACUAAACGCGGCGAGAAGGCGCGAGAAAAGUCUGACCACGAAACUAAAAAGACUUGAGCGCGUUUGCCAGCACCAAGAGGAAGACAUAAUACGCAUGAGCGUCGAAUUGGAAAAUUUGAAAAUGGAAUUGCAAUCAAAGGAUAGUGGAAUUCUUAGUCCCAAUGCCACAAGAACGCGACCACAGCAAAGUCGUUCGGGAAGAUUGAGUCCGACAUCUGACUACACAGAUCGCUACUCGGAUCGGAUGUCCGCUGGUUACCAAGACCGCAUGUGGGAACGCUACUCCGACCGGAAUUCAGACCGAGGUUCAGACAGCGGAUCCUACGUCACGACACCUCAAGACCGCAAAACGUUCUUUGGUGAUCGCUUUCCCGACGACAUGUCGACAAGUGACGAGUCAGAAACGAAGAAUCGUACCCGACCCACGGUUAUUUCCGACGAAGAACGAAUGAGGAGGAGAAAAAUUAUUGUCACGAAGAGUGAGAACGCACCAGGAAUCUGACGACAACGGGAUAGAUAAAGUUCGCACUGAUGGACGAGAGAUCUCAAUGGAUCGCGUGGGUGAUGCAAACGUCGCUCCAAAGCAUGAAAAUGACGAAAUGGGCGAGCCACACGAACGCGCCGUGGAUGUAGACCCUGCUAUGCUGAAGAGCACACCUGAUACACUAAGCCCUCAGAAAAAAGGUGUUUUUUCUAAGCCACGCUGGUUUCAGAAGAAACCCAAAGGUAAUAAACAAACUAGCAAGAGUAUGGACGAGCUCAACGCUAUUGGCCGCGUAGAUAUGAAACACAUACACAAAAAGAACAAAAAAUAUAACUUCUGGGGAUGCGUACGCGCGAGAGAAUCUAUCAACGAGAACAUUAGAUCCGAAUAUGCGCCAGUAAAGAGACCGCAGGUCAAAAGUACCGCAAGCGUAGAAAACAAUAACGCUGUUGUCGCGAACGGGAAGAAUAAUUCAUCUUCAGUUGAUUUUAUAUAAAGCAUGUCUGAAUGAUUUUGAUUCGGCUUUACCUUUGAAUUGUGUGAUGUUUCCAUAGCCUUUACUAAAGAAAACUAAUAAUUUCAAAGGCAUACAAAUGACGGCGUAUCUGCCUUGGUGUUUCUUUUUUCAAUAGUAAAAUAAUCGCCCUUAUGAAGUCUUUGUAUUAGUAAAUUUGGACUUGCUAGAGGUCAGACUUCAGCUGGUCGUAAAAUUGUUUUGAUCAAAUUGAAUUUUAACAGUUAACUUCUUUCGAAAUGCGUGCAGUCUUGCUGUAAAUCAGCGUUUCUACGCAUGCUUUCUACUGCAAAAUGCAAACUUGAGUUGAAGUUAUGGACGUAAGAAAUGGAUUCGAAUAAAAUUCUUCUGUACAAAUCCACCGUAAGCCGAUUACAUUUUAGGACUUUUUAAAAUUAUGGAAUACGUUGAUCUGCUCAUUCAAAUGAAGCCUUUCCCAUAUAUGUGCUGUGAUAAUCAAAGGCAGAAGUGAUGACGAUUUAAUGAUUCAACAAUAUUUAAUGUAUAUAUUUGCAAUUGCUCCAACGAAUUACGUAUACUAAUAUUUACCAUCCUUCAAACGAAUCUGACAAAAUUAUGAUAAUUAUUUAUUUGUGUAACUACGAACACAUUGGGGGGGAGGGAAAAUAAUUUGUACAGAUUCUGAAAAUAUAUGAUUAAAACCUCUAUUUACAAAAA